Molecule: messenger RNA, 2384 nt
Organism: Arabidopsis arenosa
Lineage: Eukaryota; Viridiplantae; Streptophyta; Magnoliopsida; Brassicales; Brassicaceae
Source: the annotation of a GenBank genome assembly
CUUGUUGUUUUUGCUUCGCCGAUGGUUCUAGCCACCGAUACAGAUCCGAUUCCAGAAAACAGAGCCCAAAUCCCGCAAUGGUUCAAGGCCAACGUUAAACCAUAUUCCCAGAGAAAGGGCACGCUAGACCCCGCCCUCGAAGCUGCUGAAGCAGCGCGACAAAUUAUCACCGUGAAUCAAAAAGGAGGCGCUAAUUUCAAGACGAUAAAUGAAGCUAUCCAGAGCAUUCCAACAGGAAACAAGAACCGUGUGAUUAUCAAGUUGGCUCCUGGUGUCUACAAUGAGAAGGUCACGAUCGACAUAGCUCGACCAUUCGUUACAUUGCUAGGUCAACCUGGUGCAGAAACGGUCUUGACUUACCAUGGGACAGCCGCUAAGUACGGAACCGUAGAGAGUGCAACUCUUAUCGUCUGGGCCGAGUAUUUCUUGGCAGCUCACCUCACCAUUAAAAAUACUGCUCCAAUGCCGAAACCAGGUUCACAAGGACAAGCUCUAGCUAUGAGGAUCAACGCUGAUAAGGCAGCUUUCUAUAGCUGUAGAUUCCAUGGUUUUCAAGAUACUCUAUGUGACGACAAAGGCAACCACUUUUUCAAGGAUUGUUACAUUGAAGGAACCUAUGAUUUUAUCUUCGGAAGAGGAGCUUCCUUGUACUUGAACACGCAAUUGCACGCUGUUGGAGAUGGAUUAAGAGUGAUCACAGCACAAGGUAGACAAAGUCCAACCGAACAAAACGGAUACUCCUUCGUGCAUUGCAAAGUCACUGGAACCGGAACCGGAAUCUAUUUGGGCAGGUCUUGGAUGAGUCACCCUAAAGUCGUCUAUGCUUUCACAGAGAUGACCAGCGUGGUCAACCCAUCUGGCUGGAGGGAGAACCUCAACCGCAAAUAUGACAAGACGGUUUUCUAUGGAGAAUACAAGUGUUUCGGACCAGGGUCACACUUAGAGAAGAGAGUGCCUUACACACAAGAUAUUGACGAAAAAGAAGUUAGGCCUUUCAUCAGUCUUGCUGCAACGAACAGAAACUUCCGUCAUGCAUCUCGAAUUCUGGGUUUGGAUUCGAAGAUCGAGAGAAGUCUUAUGAUCCCAUUUAGAGAAAUCAAGGUUGAGUGUACGAUACCUAAAGACGAUGGAACUCUUGUUUCAUACAUCGGAUUUAGGGUUCAACAUGACAAUGCUCGUGGACCCAUGAAAGGUGGAAUUAGAUAUCAUCCUGAGGUUGAUCCUGAUGAAGUGAACGCACUAGCUCAGCUGAUGACUUGGAAAACUGCUGUAGCAGACAUUCCAUACGGUGGAGCUAAAGGUGGAAUUGGAUGUAGUCCUCGUGACUUGAGUUUGAGCGAGCUUGAGAGGUUGACUCGUGUCUUCACCCAGAAGAUUCAUGAUCUUAUCGGUAUUCACACCGAUGUGCCUGCUCCUGACAUGGGCACUAACGCUCAAACUAUGGCUUGGAUUCUUGAUGAGUACUCCAAGUUUCAUGGUCAUUCCCCUGCUGUUGUCACUGGAAAGCCCAUUGAUCUUGGUGGUUCAUUAGGUAGGGAAGCUGCCACAGGACGAGGUGUAGUCUUUGCCACCGAAGCUCUUCUUGCUGAGUACGGGAAAUCGAUUCAGGGUUUGACAUUUGUUAUUCAGGGUUUUGGGAAUGUUGGAACAUGGGCUGCCAAGCUGAUCCACGAGAAAGGUGGAAAAGUGGUUGCAGUAAGCGACAUUACUGGUGCAAUCAGGAACCCUGAAGGUAUAGACAUCAACGCUCUCAUAAAACACAAAGACGCAACUGGAAGUCUCAAUGAUUUCAAUGGUGGAGACGCUAUGAAUUCAGACGAACUGCUCAUUCAUGAGUGUGAUGUUCUCAUCCCCUGCGCUCUUGGCGGUGUCCUGAACAAGGAAAAUGCUGGAGAUGUCAAGGCAAAGUUUAUAGUAGAGGCAGCUAACCAUCCAACUGAUCCAGAUGCUGAUGAGAUUCUGUCGAAGAAAGGAGUGAUUAUACUUCCAGAUAUAUAUGCAAACGCAGGAGGAGUGACUGUGAGUUACUUCGAGUGGGUGCAGAACAUUCAAGGGUUCAUGUGGGAAGAGGAAAAAGUGAACUUGGAGCUGCAAAAGUACAUGACUCGAGCCUUUCACAACAUCAAGACAAUGUGCCAUACUCAUUCCUGCAACCUCCGUAUGGGAGCUUUCACUCUUGGAGUUAACCGAGUCGCUCGAGCCACCCAGUUGCGUGGUUGGGAAGCUUAAUUCAGCUGAAUCCCCCUUAUACUCUGUUUCUUACUCUGUUUACCGUUUUUUUGUUUUGUUUCAUUUUUACUGAAAAAUCAUUGAGCUUCCGAAAUGGAAAAGGAAACAAAUGGAUUGAAUAAACUAACAAAUUGGAAUAAAAGAUAUGAUUGGAU